Molecule: messenger RNA, 3138 nt
Organism: Lathyrus sativus (Indian pea)
Lineage: Eukaryota; Viridiplantae; Streptophyta; Magnoliopsida; Fabales; Fabaceae
Source: the annotation of a GenBank genome assembly
AUGACUGCUAUGGCCAGUAGCCCCAAAAGGGGUCAUAACUGGCCCCCAAUGGCAAUGGCAUUGGCCAUUCUUUUGAUUUCUACUACUGUUGUUUCUGCUGCAGCAGAUAGUUAUGUUUACUCUUCACCUCCACCACCUUAUGAGUAUAAGUCACCACCACCACCGUCACCUUCACCACCACCACCAUAUGUGUACAAGUCACCACCUCCUCCACCAUAUGAGCACAAAGCUCCAUCUUAUGUGUACAAAUCACCACCUCCACCAUCCCCAUCACCACCUCCUCCUUAUGUGUACAAGUCACCACCUCCACCAUCCCCAUCACCACCUCCUCCAUACGUUUACAAGUCUCCACCACCACCACCAUAUGAACACAAGGCUCCAUCAUAUGAGUACAAGUCACCACCUCCCCCGUCUCCAUCACCACCACCUCCUUAUGUGUACAAGUCACCACCUCCUCCGUCUCCAUCACCACCACCUCCUUAUGUGUACAAGUCACCACCUCCACCACCAUAUGAACACAAGGCUCCACCAUAUGUGUACAAGUCACCACCUCCUCCAUCUCCAUCACCCCCACCACCAUACUAUUACAAAAGUCCUCCACCACCCUCUCCCUCGCCUCCACCUCCAUACUACUACAAAUCUCCUCCACCACCCUCACCUUCACCUCCCCCACCAUACUAUUACAAGUCUCCACCACCACCUUCUCCCUCACCACCACCUCCAUAUUACUACAAAUCUCCCCCACCACCCUCACCCUCCCCUCCCCCACCAUACUACUACAAGUCUCCUCCACCACCAUAUAUACACAAGGAUCCACCAUACUAUUACAAGUCCCCACCACCACCUACACCAUCUCCUCCACCACCCUACUACUACAAAUCUCCCCCACCACCUUCACCAUCUCCACCACCGCCGUACUACUACAAAUCUCCUCCCCCUCCAUCUCCUACUCCCCAUACCCCAUACUACUACAAGUCUCCCCCACCACCCAAGGUCCUUCCCCCACCAUACUAUUAUAACUCUCCUCCUCCGCCUGUUGCGUAUCCUCACCCACAUCCAUACCACCACUCAUUGAUUGUGAAGGUAAUCGGUAAAGUCUACAGCUUCAGGUGUUAUGACUGGGAGUAUCCUGAAAAAUCUCAUGACAAGAAACAUCUCAAAGGUGCUGUUGUUGAGGUGACAUGCAAAGCUGGGAGCAAAAUCAUUAAGGCUUAUGGUAAAACUAAGAUCAAUGGAAAGUACAGCAUCACAGUUGAGGACUUUGACUAUGUCAAAUAUGGUGCCACAGUGUGCAAGGCAUCCCUUUAUGCUCCACCUAAAGGCUCCCCCUUUAACAUACCUACUAAGCUAAACGAAGGAACUAAAUUGUACUUGUAUUCCAAAGACAAGUAUGAGGUUGUGCUUAAGGCUAAGCCAUUUGCUUAUGCUUCAAAGAAACAUUUUAAAGAAUGUGAGAAGCCCAAGCCAUCACCAACUCCAUACUACUACAAAUCACCUCCACCACCCACACCAGUUUACAAGUACAAAUCGCCGCCUCCUCCAGUCCAUUAUUAUUCACCUCCAUAUUACUACAAAUCACCACCUCCUCCUGUGAAAUCGCCACCAACUCCUUACUACUACAAAUCCCCUCCACCUCCCUCACCGGUUUACAAGUACAACUCACCACCUCCACCGGUUUACAAGUACAAGUCGCCUCCUCCCCCAAUCCAUUAUCCCUCACCGGUUUACAAGUACAACUCACCACCUCCACCAGUUUACAAGUAUAAGUCACCUCCUCCCCCGGUCCAUUAUCCCUCACCAGUUUACAAGUACAACUCACCACCUCCCCCAGUCCAUUAUUAUUCUCCUCCAUAUUCCUACAAGUCACCUCCACCUCCCUCUCCGGUUUACAAAUACAACUCACCACCUCCACCGGUCCAUCAUGAUUCACCCCCAUAUUACUACAAGUCACCUCCACCCCCCUCACCGGUUUACAAGUACAACUCUCCACCUCCACCGGUUUACAAGUAUAAGUCACCUCCUCCUCCGGUCCAUUAUCCCUCACCGGUUUACAAGUACAACUCACCACCUCCCCCAGUCCAUUAUUAUUCUCCUCCAUAUUACUAUAAGUCACCCCCACCUCCCUCUCCGGUUUACAAAUACAACUCACCACCUCCACCAGUCCAUCAUGAUUCUCCCCCAUAUUACUACAAGUCACCCCCACCCCCCUCACCGGUUUACAAGUACAACUCACCACCUCCACCAGUUUACAAGUAUAACUCACCACCUCCCCCAGUUCAUUAUUAUUCUCCUCCAUAUUACUACAAGUCACCUCCACCUCCCUCUCCAGUUUACAAAUACAACUCACCACCUCCACCGGUCCAUCAUGAUUCUCCCCCAUAUUACUACAAAUCACCUCCACCCCCAUCACCGGUUUACAAGUACAACUCACCACCUCCACCAGUUUACAAGUACAACUCACCUCCUCCCCCGGUCCAUUAUCCCUCACCGAUUUACAAGUACAACUCACCACCACCUCCAUAUUAUUACAAGUCCCCACCUCCACCAUCCCCAUCCCCUCCUCCACCAUACUAUUAUAAGUCCCCACCACCACCAUCACCAUCUCCACCACCACCUUACUAUUAUAAGUCACCUCCUCCACCUAAGGAGAUUUCAAACCCACCAUACUACUAUAAGUCACCACCCCCACCAUCACCUUCCCCUCCUCCACCCUACUAUUAUAAGUCCCCACCUCCACCAUCACCAUCCCCACCCCCUCCAUACUAUAACAAAUCUCCUCCACCACCAUCACCAUCACCACCACCUCCCUACUCUUACAAAUCACCUCCACCACCAUCACCAUCUCCACCACCUCCCUAUUAUUACAAAUCACCUCCACCACCCUCACCAUCACCGCCACCUCCUUACUAUUACAAAUCUCCCCCGCCUCCAUCUCCAUCACCACCACCUCCUUAUCACUAUCAAAGUCCUCCUCCACCAUCUCCCAUUUCUCAUCCUCCCUACUACUACAAAUCCCCUCCACCACCGUCGCCAUCUCCUCCACCUCCUUACCUUUAUGUGAGUCCUCCCCCACCAGUAAAGUCACCUCCACCACCAGCUUAUAUCUAUGCUUCACCACCACCACCUAUAUACAACUAA